This is a messenger RNA of Rhipicephalus sanguineus (brown dog tick), 2463 nucleotides long. RefSeq names its product cuticle collagen bli-1. The transcript has 9 exons. Lineage: Eukaryota; Metazoa; Arthropoda; Arachnida; Ixodida; Ixodidae. Gene Ontology annotation, molecular function: serine-type endopeptidase activity. The coding region runs from base 198 to 2411 and encodes 737 amino acids. Gene Ontology annotation, biological process: proteolysis. The record is from RefSeq and is a predicted model, not a curated record.
CUUCUUGUUUCUCUUUCCUCAAAGUGCGUUGAGUGAGUACCGGCGCCACUGCAGCCCAUAGAAGGACGUGCGCGAUCCGCUAUACCGCAGUGCCCAUCGGUGACAGUGCUUUUUCGCCAUUCAACGCUUCGAUGAUUCGCCGCCUGACGCUGCCUGCUCGCCACAGCUGAAAGGAUACCGCACACAAUUCGCCAGUCAUGUUGUUCACCCAACACCUAUUUAUUAUCAUUAUCGUGGGCGUUGCCCUCAUCACCUGCUGCCAAUCGUCUGCUGCUGAAAAGGAAGAGAGCUUAAGGAAAGCACCGAAAAAUGAAAGGCGACCAGCUACUAGAGUAGAGCGCUCAGCUGCACCCUACGGCGACGACGAACCUCCGCCGGCUGCCACCGAACCGAGGAAGAACAGUGAGUCAAAAUCACGGGUCAAGCGCACGCGCAUAUUACCCUAUCGGUGGGCGCGACAGGCGCCACCUGCUGUCCCCGUCGGAUGGCCACAGUACCAAGCUCAAACGGGCACCUACCAGCAGUCCUGGUACACCGACUCAUCGGGCCGGGUCGUUACUAGCGAUCAGGUGAACGACCGUCGACUCCAGCCGUCGGCACCGGCGAUCACAUGGGUCUCCGGACCAAGCGGUCCCCUGCCACCGGGAGCUCCGGUCCCACCGGGUUUGCACGAAGCGAUAACAAAGCUAAUAGCUGGCGCCGUGAACCCGGCGGUAGCCGGACCCCAAGUAAUUCCGGCGGCGCCGGUCGGAGGCGAUGGACCAGUGGGCCAACCAGGAGCGCCCGCACAGCAGCCGUACGGAGUGGUUGGCGGAGCUCAGCCCGUCAUUCCGGGAGUCGUUGGGAUCCCAGACAGCGCGGCUACCGUACAGGACGAGGCCGAGCAGGAGAUUAACAGGCCGGAGAGAUCCCAGAAACCCGACCAGGGCACGCAGGACGCCAGGGAUGGCGUGCAACCGAAGCUGGUGCUCUCUUUCAAGAAGGGAGUGCACCCUAAGGAGGAAGACGAAGAAGAUGUGAAGGAUGAGAAGGAGGAAAGGUUACCCCGAAUGCCGCCUUGGCAAGAUGGAGGCUUCGUUCCUCCGGGCCACGGUGGUGUACCGCCAGGUCACGGUGGAGUUCCGCCUGGCCACGCGAAAGGGGGCGGUGGUAAAAGGAGGAAAGGCCCCCACGGACGUGGCGGUGGUCGCGGAGGUGGUCGCGGUGGUGGCCGUGGCGGCGGUCCCCACGGUGGUCCCCCCGGUGGUGAUGACUGGGACUACUACGACACCCAAGAAGGCCGCGGAGGACGGGGUCCUCCACGCGGUGAUUAUCCCGACCCAGGACCCGGAGACCACGGCCCUGGGGGCCAUCCACCAGACCCCUACCCCAGACCACCACCACAAAAACCACAGCCCAGGCCACCUCUCGAGGAGAGACCACUACAGCGGCCUCCGCCACCGCAAGACCAGUACCAAAAUCCGCCGCCGCAACAGAGGCCGCCGGUGCAGAGACCCACUGCGCCGCUUCCGUACGACCCGAACGAGCCUGAGGAACAGCCUGAGGACAUUCCCGCAGGCGGAGGACCGUCGCAGAGUCCAAACUUGCGAGACUUGCAGCCGCUGUGCGGAGUCCGGAGUCUCGCGUUUGCGGAAGACAAGUCCAGCGACUACCAGACGGUGCCUUUCAUCGUGGGCGGUAACGUGACGUCACACCGGAGCUGGCCGUGGAUGGCAAAACUUGAAGUUCUCAAUCCGGACGAGAUAACAUACAAAUUCCUCUGUGGUGGCAGCCUCAUCAGUGCCCGCUACAUGAUCACCGCUGCGCAUUGCUUCAGUCCAAUACCAGAGCGGGCGCAGAACUAUCGCGUGGUGUUCUUCUCCCCUCGGCCGGGCUUCACUCUGGAGCGCAUCGUGGAGAAGAUCAUCAUCCACGAGAAGUACAACAGCUACUCGCACUACUACGACAUCGCGGCGGUGCGUUUCAACCGCGACUUGCUGCGGCCCUUCAUGCCCAUCUGCCUGCCCACGCCCUCAUUCACCAGUCGAGCCCUCGUCGACCAAGAGGCGUACGUCAUCGGAUGGGGAUCUACGAAAUUCGGUGGGCCCAGCAGCAAGGAACUUCGCGAGGUGUCACUGCCCAUCUGGUCGAACUCGGAGUGCAAGAAGGUCUACGACCCGCUCAACUCGCAGCACAUCGACCGAGGCAUCACGCCGCAACAGCUCUGCGCUGGCCGCAAGGAGGGCGGCGUCGAUGCAUGCCAGGGCGACUCCGGUGGGCCCCUUAUGGUGCUAGACAGCAACAAGAGAUGGACCCUCGUGGGCAUCGUCUCGUUCGGACACUCGUGCGCAAGUCCGAACUUCCCUGGAGUGUACACGCGGACGGACUCCUACCUCGACUGGAUACGACAGAACGUCAAUUUCACGGCGUGACCUACUGCUGUCGCGGCAUCUUAGGAUCUUCAUAAUUUGUUUCUUUUGAAAA